This is a messenger RNA of Osmerus eperlanus (European smelt), 1746 nucleotides long. RefSeq names its product mediator complex subunit 4 (gene med4). Gene Ontology annotation, molecular function: transcription coregulator activity. Gene Ontology annotation, biological process: regulation of transcription by RNA polymerase II. Gene Ontology annotation, cellular component: core mediator complex; mediator complex. The coding region runs from base 72 to 830 and encodes 252 amino acids. Lineage: Eukaryota; Metazoa; Chordata; Actinopteri; Osmeriformes; Osmeridae. The transcript has 7 exons. The record is from RefSeq and is a predicted model, not a curated record.
CUGCAAUUAUUUGUCAUUGGUUCUUUUAAGCUCCUUAAUUUCCUGUUCUGCGCAGUAGGGAAGAAACAGCCAUGGCGGUGGCCGACAAAUCAACUAAAGAACGGCUCUUAUCUGUUUUGGAUGAUCUAGAAGUGUUAUCCAGGGAAUUGAUAGAAAUGCUGGCAUUGUCAAGGAGCCAAAAACUUCCUCAGUCAAGCGAUGACACACAGAUUCUUGAGUUGCUUGUCCAGAGAGAUAAGGAGUUCCAGGAGCUGAUGCUGGUGGCGCAGGAGCAGGGGAAGGUGCACCAGGAGAUGCAGAUCCUGGAGAAGGAGGUGGAGAAGAGAGACAGCGACAUUCAGCAGCUUCAAAAACAGCUGAAGGAGGCAGAACACAUACUGGCUACGGCUGUGUACCAGGCAAAGGAAAAGCUCAAAUCCAUCGACAGAGCCAGAAAAGGGAGUAUUUCAUCAGAGGAGAUCAUCAAGUAUGCCCACAGGAUCAGCGCCAGCAAUGCAGUGUGUGCCCCCCUCAACUGGGUACCAGGCGACCCACGGAGACCCUACCCCACUGACCUGGAGAUGCGCAGCGGCAUGCUGGGUCACAUGAGCAACCUGCCGACCAAUGGCGUGAACGGACACCUCCCAGGAGAUGCACUGGCUGCUGGGAGAUUACCCGACGUGCUGACCCCCCAGUACCCCUGGCAGUCCAGCGACGUCUCAGUGGGCUUGCUCCCCCCUCACCAUGGUAACGACUUUGGGCUGGAACCUCCGGGGCACAACAAGGAGAACGAGGAUGAUGUGGAGGCCAUGUCCACAGACUCAUCCAGCAGCAGCAGCGACUCCGACUGAGUGUGUGUGUGUGUGUGUGUGUGUGUAUGCAUGGGUGUGUUAGUAUGUGUGUGUGUGUGUGUACAUGUGUGUAUGUGUGGGCUCAUGUGCAUGUGUGUGAUUUGUGUGCAGGCUUUUAUCUUUGUGUGUGUGUGUGUGUGUGUGUGCGCACAAAGUUGGGCACCAACCAGUGCACCCCAAGUACCUCAGAGAGCCCUGAGAUCUUCACAUCCAACAGACCUUUUAUAAAAGCCACACUGAUGAGCUGGCCCUCAGUAGCAUGCAAACUGUGGUGGCCUGCUGUUUGUGGGUACUGCUCUUCCCUGUGUUUCAGUCCUACCCACCAAGCUCCUGUCCUUCACUCGACAUAUUCAGCCAUUUUCCUUAGACAUGGGUUAAGACCCAGUCCCAAACUAUAAGGAAAAAAACAAUCGAUUGAUAAGUGUUUAGUCAAUGACUAGGUUUAAUCCAUGUCUGGGUUUUUGGUGUGGACUUGACUAGUUCUUGGAAUGUCUGUAAUAGUCAAAUGUCUCUUAUUGACUCUGACUCUUAUUGUUCAGGGCUGCCCUCAAACCAUCGUAAAGGCUGGACCAGUUAAGGGAAUGUUUGUAAUACAAGCACACAAGUAUUACCACUUUACAACCUCCCAUUGAACUGUUCCCUACCAGAGAUUUCACAAAGUGUUUUGAUUUAGCAAGGGUUAAUUGCAGAUUUAAACCUUUGUUGUAAAUCUUUUGAUAUUUGUUAAAGCAUCUCCAUUGUUUAGGAUUCAUUUUCCACGUUUUGUAUUUUUCUCAUUAUGUAUGACUCCCGUACUUUGAUUCAUCAGGUUACUAAGACUACAUGAGUACUUGUCAGGUUUUUUGGAAUGUAAAUAGAUUUGUACAUAAGGAAGGUUUCCCACCCUCGAUGUAAAUAAAUAUCAGUUUUGAAAGUA